AUGGCGUCCAAAAAGUUCGCGCACUGGAAUGGUUUCCCCUUCAUGACGGCCCCGCGAACGAAAUACUACUCUGGCCAGACACAAUCCCCGCUUUUCCGACUAUCCCGCGAGAUUCGGGAUAUGAUCUAUGGAUACUACGCUCUAGGAGAAGGCGACAAUGGCUACCAUUAUGACAGUGAGACUGGGAAGAUGCUCGAGCAAUCACCGUCAUCAGAGCCUAAACACGUUGUUCGCCUUGGUCUCAUGAUUACGUAUCGCAUUGCUGCUGAGGAGCUCAAGAAUUGCGCUUUCCGCAAGGUGCAGUUUAGUCCUCAUCUUUCGCAGGAUGAUGGGAAGGCCAACGAAGAUCUAGCUAAGCUAGAGGCUCUCAUCUGUUUACCUGUCGACUCAGACUUUCGUCACCCGAUGGCGGAGGAUGGGACAUUCUACUUUGAAGACAUAUCAGACCACGUCCGGGCCUCUGGAAGCAGUCUCUGGUACUUCUCGGCGGCAUCUAUCGCGAUCGACUUUUGUGAGUAA
Molecule: messenger RNA, 519 nt
Organism: Alternaria ethzedia
Lineage: Eukaryota; Fungi; Ascomycota; Dothideomycetes; Pleosporales; Pleosporaceae
Exons: 2
Coding region: 1-519 (172 amino acids)
Source: RefSeq, a predicted model, not a curated record